AUGACGGCACAGCGCUUGCAGAGAUGGGCCUUGUUUUUGGGUGCACAUCGUUAUGACAUCCAGUAUAGAGGCACAAAGUUGCAUGGGAAUGCAGAUAGUUUGUCAAGAUUGCCAUUACCGAUUGUAAGUGAUGUACCAAUGACUGAUGUGGCAGAAUUGUUUCAUAUGUCCAUUUGUGAAGUGUUGCCAGUGGAUAACAAACGUAUAGAGCGUGAGACAAGGAAUGAUAGGACUCUUUCAGGGGUAUAUGAUGUAACAGUACGAGGGUGGCCAGCGGAAGGAGAUUCUCGUUUUCCUCAAUAUUCAGCAAGAAGAGAACAAUUGUCUACGUGCAGGGGUACCGUGAUGUGUGGUUCUAGAGUGGUGAUCCCCCAAAAGUUACAGAAACAAAUCUUGGAGGAACUACACGUUGGUCAUCUAGGAUGCACUAAGAUGAAAAGUCUGGCUCGUGCAUAUGUAUGGUGGCCAGGUAUUGAUGGCCAGAUUGAGGAAUUGGCCAAAAAUUGUUCUGGCUGUCGGCUUGAGCAGAAGACACCUCCAUUGGCCCCUAUCCAUCCAUGGGAAUGGCCGUCUGGUCCAUGGAAACGGGUUCAUAUUGAUUAUGCAGGACCCUUUCAAGAGUCUAUGUUCCUGGUGGUAGUAGAUGCGCAUUCGAAAUGGCCAGAGGUUAUAAAGAUGUCCUCGACUACGUCUCAGAAGACGAUUGCGACGUUACGAACAAUUUUUGCAAGGUAUGGUUUGCCUGAACAAAUAUGUUCGGAUAACGGGCCUCAAUUUGUAUCUGAAGACUUUAAGAAGUUUCUGAAGACUAAUGGCAUUAAACACUAUACGUCGGCACCUUAUCAUCCAGCAACAAAUGGACUGGCGGAGCGUUUUGUACAGACCUUUAAGAAGGCGCUUAAAGCAAUGAAACAUGAGGAUCUGCCUAUGCAACAUAAAUUGGACAAUUUUUUGUUCAACUAUAGAAAUGCGAUUCAUGCUGUAACAGGUCAAUCACCUGCGAUGGUGUUUUUCAACAGACAGUUGGGUUCCAAAUUGGACUUAGUUUGUCCUGAUCUUAGAAGACAAGUGGAACAGAAAGUGUUCCAUUGUGCACCUCAACGUCUUACCAGGAGUUUCCAGGUUGGUGAAGCUGUACUUGCCCGCGAUUAUAGAAACCAGAAAUGGCAGCCGGGAGUUGUUGCGGAGGUACAAGGACCUCUAAUGUAA
Amblyraja radiata (thorny skate) is the source of this 1209-nucleotide messenger RNA. RefSeq lists its product as uncharacterized. The transcript has a single exon. Gene Ontology annotation, molecular function: nucleic acid binding. The coding region runs from base 1 to 1209 and encodes 402 amino acids. NCBI's taxonomy places the organism in Eukaryota, Metazoa, Chordata, Chondrichthyes, Rajiformes, Rajidae. The record is from RefSeq and is a predicted model, not a curated record. Gene Ontology annotation, biological process: DNA integration.